AUGACGUACAGGGGGCACAGCGGAGAUAGAAGAGGAUUUCGAGGGCCUUCUAGGUCUGACAGGGGCAGUAGGUAUCCCUCGAGGACGAGGCGGGAGCCACAGCGAUACGAGCCGAUGCCAGAGCUUCCUUCUGUUGAGUUCCAGAAGAACUUCUACAAGGAGGCGGAAUCCAUAAGCAAGAUGAGUCCUUCCGAGGUUGCUUCGUUUAGAAAGGCGAAUGAGAUGGUUGUCAAGGGAACGGAUGUCCCUCAUCCGAUUCAGAAGUUUGAGGAUGCUGGGUUUCCAAGCAGGGUUGUUGAGGAUCUUGCUGCAAAGGGGUUUGAAGGGCCCACGCCCAUUCAAGCACAAGGAUGGCCUAUGGCACUGAGCGGAAGGGACAUGGUUGGGAUUGCACAGACAGGGUCUGGGAAGACUUUGAGUUUCAUUUUGCCUGCAUUGGUCCAUGCGAAGGAUCAGCAGCCUCUUAGGAGGGGAGAUGGGCCGAUUGUACUUGUGCUUGCGCCGACCAGAGAGCUUGUGAUGCAGAUCAAGAAAGUUGCAGAUGAGUUCUGUGGGAUGUUUAAUCUAAGAAGCACUGCUGUGUAUGGCGGGGCCUCAUCACAGCCGCAGAUAAGAGCAUUGCAUGAAGGGGCGGAGGUUGUUAUUGCAACGCCUGGCAGGCUGAUUGAUUUGCACGAUCAAGGGCAUGCACCUCUUGGACGGGUAACUUUUCUUGUACUUGAUGAGGCUGACAGGAUGCUUGACAUGGGGUUUGAGCCCCAGCUCCGGAAGAUUAUUCCGAAAACAAACGGAAGCAGGCAAACGCUGAUGUGGAGUGCAACAUGGCCGAGAGAGGUGCGGGGGUUGGCUGAGAGCUACAUGAGCGACUACAUCCAGGUGGUUAUUGGGAAUGAGGAGCUCAAGACGAACAGCAAGAUCAAGCAAGUGAUCGAGGUGUGCAGUGGACGCGAGAAGGAGGAUAAGCUUCUUGGGGUGCUUGAUAAGUUCAAGGGAGACAAGGUCAUUGUGUUUUGCAACAUGAAGAGGACUUGUGACGAUCUAGAGUAUGUGCUUAACAGGUCUGGAUAUGGUGCAGCGGCAUUGCAUGGAGACAAGUCGCAAAACAUCAGGGACAAGGUGCUUGAUGACUUCCGAAGUGGAAGAAGGCCGAUUUUGAUAGCCACGGAAGUUGCAGGAAGAGGGCUUGAUGUGAACGAUAUCAAGCUUGUGAUCAACUUUGAUUUUCCAGGGACCUGUGAGGACUAUGUCCAUAGGAUUGGAAGAACUGCAAGGGGUAAUACAAAGGAAGGCAUAUCGCAUACAUUCUUCACGAUCAAUGACAAGGGAAAUGCACGGGAACUGAUAAGGAUGCUCCGAGAAGCCAAACAAGUGGUCCCUUCUGAUCUUGAGGACAUGGUACGACCGUCGAAUGAUAGAUAUGGAUCCAGGGGCUCCAGAUACGACUACAGAGGAAGAACCGGCAGAUUCUCCUACAGAGGAUGA
Messenger RNA from Encephalitozoon hellem ATCC 50504, 1482 nucleotides. RefSeq names its product ATP-dependent RNA helicase. The transcript has a single exon. The record is from RefSeq and is a predicted model, not a curated record. Gene Ontology annotation, cellular component: nucleus; ribonucleoprotein complex; cytoplasm. NCBI's taxonomy places the organism in Eukaryota, Fungi, Microsporidia, Unikaryonidae. Gene Ontology annotation, molecular function: ATP binding; RNA helicase activity; RNA binding. Bases 1 to 1482 code for a protein of 493 amino acids.